UGUCUAGACUCCAGAGAGUGAUCCUCAAAAGAGUCACUUGUAGAUCCGGUCUAGUUUGAGGAACAGUAGUUCGUAAAAAUGAACUGGAAAAACCUUUCAAACAUGUGGAGAGUUUUUGUGCUUCUGCUAUUAGCAUUCAUGUUUGAGGUCUCGCUUCAAGAUUCAGUAUCAAAAGAUUCCAGAAUAAUUUUUUCAAAAAAGCCACCUCAACCAAAAACCUUUUCUGGAACAAUAGUCUUAAACUCAUCCUUCCAGAUGCCUGUGAUAAACGCCAGUGCCAAUGUCAUCGAUCACACCACUGGAAUUGUCAGCACUUGGAUCAUUCCCUCCGCGUACAUCCUAGCCAUCCUCGUCGGGAUCCCCUCUAAUGUCUUUGUGUUAACCUGCCUCAGUGGAAGAAAGAAUCUUUCCACUAGUAUCCUAUAUUUUAGCCUAGCAGUUUCAGACCUCCUCUUGCUCAUUUCCCUCACAUUCAGAGUCCACUAUCACCUCAAUAACAAUGACUGGAUCUUUGGAGAGCUCGCCUGCAAGAUGGUGACUGCCUGCUUUUAUGGGAACAUCUACUGCUCGAUCCAUGCCCACAUGUGUAUUAGCGUGAUGCGCUACCUCGCGGUGGUCCACCCGUUCAUCUACAGGGCAAUGUCGAAAAAGUACUAUGGGAUCUGCACCAGUUUAUCCAUUUGGAUGGUUUUUGCUAUUGCGAUGAUACCUGAGUUUAUGAUUCAGCAAAGCUACCAAGUUCUUGAACAAAAGAUGGUGACGUGUCAUGAUAUCCAGUCGUAUGAAAAAGCUUUCAACCGAGCUUUGAUUCCAUAUAGAUUGAGUCUGAUCUGCCUGGGGUUCAUCCUGCCAUCGCUAGUCAUCACAUUUGCUUACGGAUCCAUCAUUUACCAUCUAAACCGUUCCAGUCGUGACUGGAAACACUACAUAAAGGCCAGUACGUUGGUGUUUGGGAUCUUUUUAGUGUGUUUUGCCCCAUGUAAUGCACUUCUUUUUGCACACUAUGUGAAGCUGUACACUCAGCAGCAGUAUGACUUGUAUUAUUACUACAGAGCAGCCGUAUGUCUGUGUUCUUUCCACAGCUGUCUGGACCCCUUCCUCUCAUAUCUCCUCACAAAGACUUCGACUUCCCAAGCCAAGUUUACACCCUUUAGCUCUAGUGCUUCGGUGGCUUUGUCCAUGAGUUGAGUCCUUUUAAAUACCAGGAUGUUUUGCUAGGGGGACUUCCUUAUCUAAAAUGGCUUCACAGUGGGUUGAGGAUGUUAUGGUUGACUUUUUUCUUCAGAAGAGGCUCCUGGGUUGAUCAGGAGUUGGCCACUUACACUCAAGUGUGAACAUGAAACUAAGUCAAGCUGCAUACAAAAUCUUUGAGACCAGGAAAAAGAGUGUCUGAAAUAACAGAUGUAACCUCUUAGACAUUUCAAUGGUCAGGCACUGUUAUUCUGUUUCACCUUGCAG
Carassius gibelio (silver crucian carp) is the source of this 1458-nucleotide messenger RNA. RefSeq names its product coagulation factor II (thrombin) receptor-like 2 (gene f2rl2). Gene Ontology annotation, molecular function: thrombin-activated receptor activity. The coding region runs from base 79 to 1188 and encodes 369 amino acids. Gene Ontology annotation, cellular component: membrane. The transcript is spliced from 2 exons. Gene Ontology annotation, biological process: thrombin-activated receptor signaling pathway; positive regulation of Rho protein signal transduction; phospholipase C-activating G protein-coupled receptor signaling pathway. The record is from RefSeq and is a predicted model, not a curated record. Lineage: Eukaryota; Metazoa; Chordata; Actinopteri; Cypriniformes; Cyprinidae.